This is a messenger RNA of Brassica napus (rape), 3468 nucleotides long. RefSeq lists its product as uncharacterized. The coding region runs from base 1 to 3468 and encodes 1155 amino acids. NCBI's taxonomy places the organism in Eukaryota, Viridiplantae, Streptophyta, Magnoliopsida, Brassicales, Brassicaceae. The transcript is spliced from 9 exons. The record is from RefSeq and is a predicted model, not a curated record.
AUGGAAGAGAGCAAGAUGAAUGUAAACACAGUGAUUCCGGUCUGUAAUACUCAGGGUGCUAUUUUAGCUGACAUUACAAAUGUCGUGGCUAACGACGCCAAAAACGCCAGAACUGAAAGGAGAUUACGAUUGCAACAAAAGCGUAAAUUUCCAUUCGCAGAUGACACUACUACUGUUAAUCCUAUGGUGGGGCAAUCAGAUUCAACCGUUCAAGUUUUUGUCAAACCAAUAGGUAUAGAACCGAAACGUAUUGGUAUCAAUACGGGAAAACCAAGCCAAGUGGCAAUUGGAAAGGAUUCAACACCUGAGUCAACACCUUAUAGGAUAAGGAAGAAGUUUCCUAACCAGUGUGAUAGAAGUCAGACUCCUGGCCAAAGCAAUGCUAAAAUUAACUUUGGCUCGCAACAAACACCAAAGAAAGUUGCUCCACGAUCUAGGUCUACUCCUAUGUCAACGGUAUCAGGCAUUACCUCUUCUACUACUCAUGGUCAUACUAAAAAGAAGAUGAUUCCAGGUGCGCCUGAUAUGCCCAUCUCGAUAGACUCGGAUUCUUCAGAUUGUGGUGAUGAUACGAGUGAUUCGAACUUCAAUGAAGGGGAGGUCAAUCAUUCAGGUAUUUACGUGCCAGUAGCAGAAAAUACUGAUGAGCCGAUAGAUUCCGAUUCCUCAGAAAGUGGUGAUGAUAUUUGGGAUUGUUCAAGCAAUGAAGGUGCUGUGUUUCAAUCUGACUCUGAAGAUGAUGUAGAUGAUCGAACUGAAUCAUUAAGACGUUAUCAAUACACUACACUGGUGUAUGAGUCCUUAACAAAGAUAUUUGGUGGUUUACAAAACCAAUGUCAAAAACAGCAACCCUUGACCGCAGUUAUUAAUAAAAAAGAGGAAGACUACAAGGAUGAUGGAGAUAUGACAUAUGAAUGUCCUAAAUGUGGAGCUUUAUUUUGGUACAAUGAGAGAGUUAGUAAGUCGAGGAAUCCUAAAAUUCCGGUUUUCACCAUGUGUUGUUUGAGAGGGAAAAUCAAGCUACCUACUCUUAAGGAACCACCAUCAUAUCUUAUGGAUCUUCUAACCAAGGAUGACAGUAUCAGUCCUAGAGUGUUUAAACUUCAUGGAGAGAAUUAUCAUAUGAUUGGCAGCGUGAAGCCUAAAGGAAUGGACCCUGCGAAGUUUUCCCAGCUUUAUAUUCAUGAUACUGAGAAUGAAGUCCAGAACCGUCUCUCUGCAUUAAGUGGGAAUUCAGGAAAAAAUAAAAUUCGAGAGGAAUUGGUUGAGGGUAUAAUGGAGAUGUUAAGGAUAUCUAAUGUGCAUGUGAAAACCUUCAGGAAUGUUAAAGACAGAUUUAAUGACGAAGACGCCUCAGAAGAGUUAUCAUUAGUCUUGAUUAACACUCGACUUAAAGAUGGUCGUGUUUACAAUCUACCAACUUCAUCUGAAGUUGCGGCUCUGGUAGUUGGAGAUUUUCAGGAAAACAUGGACAAGAGAGAUAUCAUUCUGGAAAAGAAUAAUGGUAAAUUAAAGAGGAUCAACGAGCUGCAUCCAUGCUACCUCCCAUUACAAUAUCCUCUGCUUUUUCCAUAUGGAGAAGAUGGAUUCCGGUUGGGCAUCAAAAAUGGUUUUACAGGCAUCAACCAAAAGAAGAAACCGAAUAUCAGUAUGAGGGAGUAUUUUUCCUAUCGAAUUCAAGUUCGUAACACUGGUUCUCAGGUCCUACUUCUCUCUAGACGUUUACUACAACAAUUCUUGGUGGAUGCUUACACAAUGAUUGAAGCUCAUCGUCUCCGGUACAUUCGCAAGAACCAGUCAAAUCUGAGGACUGUGAAGUUUAGUAAAUUCGUGGAUGCUGCGAAUAAUGGGAAUUCUACUGUUUCUAUUGAAGGCAACCGUAUUAUCAUCCCCUCAUCCUUCACUGGCGGACCAAGGUAUAUGCAUCAAAUGUACUUGGAUGCAAUGUCUAUAUGCAAAUACUUUGGAUAUCCGGAUCUAUUUAUUACAUUCACUUGUAAUCCAAAAUGGCCGGAGCUUUCAAGGUAUUUACAUAAAUUCAACUUAAGAGCCGAGGACAGACCUGAGCUAUGUUGUAGGCUAUUCAAAAUUAAGCUCGAUAAGUUGAUGGAGGAUCUAACCAAGAAACAUAUACUCGGUAAAACAGUUUCAGCCAUUUAUACGGUUGAGUUUCAGAAAAGAGGUCUUCCACAUGCUCAUAUUUUGUUGUUUAUGGACUCACAACAUAAAUUGCCUAAUGCUGAAGACAUUGAUCGUAUCAUAUCGGCGGAAAUUCCAGAUAGGUUUGAAGAACCCAAGUUGUAUGAAGUGGUGAAGGACAUGAUGAUUCAUGGCCCUUGUGGGGUUGUUAAUAGAGGUUCUCCAUGUAUGAAGGAUGGGAAAUGUUCUAAGUUUUUCCCUAGAAGGCAUGUUGAGAAAACUACAGUUGAUGCACAAGGUUAUCCUGUAUACCAAAGGCGAGACAAUGGUAACUUCAUUGAGAAGAAAGGGAUUCAAUGUGAUAACCGUUUUGUUGUCCCCUAUAAUAAAAAGCUACUGCUUGGAUAUAAUGCACACAUCAAUGUUGAAUGGUGCAACCAGUCACGUUCAAUUAAGUACUUAUUUAAGUAUAUAAACAAAGGCCAAGACCGUGUCACUGGUACUGUUACUGCAAAAAAGAACUUUGAGACUUCAGGAGCAGAAACAAAUCAAAUACCAGCUCCACCAAAUGGAGUGGACAUUACUGGGGCAAUUGCUGUAGAACCAGAAGUUGAUGAGAUUAAAAAAUAUUUCGAUGCAAGAUAUAUAUCGGCCUGUGAAUCAACUUGGAGAAUUUUUGGUUUCCCAACUCAAUAUAGAUCCACACCAGUGGAGAAGCUAACCUUUCAUCUAGAAGGAGAGCAACCUGUUAUUUACAAAGACGGUGACACAGUGGAGAGUGUGUUGGGUCGAGUGCACUUAUCUAAGACAAUGUUCCUUGCUUGGUUCGACUGUUGUGAAAUCUACCCUGAAGCAAGAGAGAUAACGUACCCAGAACUUCCUACUAGAUUCGUUUACGAUGCAAAGCUGAAAGUCUGGAAUCCUAGAAAAAGAGGUUUUGCUAUUGGUAGACUGGAAUCGGUUUCGCCUUUAUCCGGACAACGAUAUUAUUUACGAGUCUUGCUUAACAAGGUUAAGGGUCCGCGUUGCUAUGACGACAUUAAGACUGUCAAAGGGAUUGUUCAACCGAGUUUCGAGGAAGCCUGUUAUGAACUUGGUCUCCUAGAUGAUGAUAAGGAAUAUAUUGAAGGUCUUAAGGAAUGUGCAUUUUGGGCAUCUGGUGCAUUUGUUCGUAAUCUAUAUGCCAAUAUGUUGGUAUCUGGGAGUUUGUCUUUUCCUAAAUUGGUCUGGGAUUCUACAUUUGAUAUACUCUCGGAGGAUGUGCUUUAUCUUGAAAGGAAAAAGCGUCGAAACCCAGGUAUAUUUUUGCUUUAUGUUUUUGAGGUUUGA